Messenger RNA from Dentiscutata erythropus, 948 nucleotides. Lineage: Eukaryota; Fungi; Glomeromycota; Glomeromycetes; Diversisporales; Gigasporaceae. The record is from the annotation of a GenBank genome assembly.
AUGACUACUUGCGAUUGGGCGUAUAACAUAAAAAAUUGUAGAGAAGAAUCAGCAUUCAGAACUCUUUUGAUAAUAGGCACUGGUCUUUAUGGAUUAUUGGGAAUUAGCGAUUUAUUAAUAACUUUUUUAAGAGCAAAUAUUCGAUACAGUAAAAAAUCAAAUUGGACUACAUUAGAUUAUUUUUUAAUAUGGGAUUUGUUGUUUAGUGUAUUGCGUACUUUAGAUUGUUUGAUGGCCACUCUUAAUCUCAUCCCGCAAUACAUUUUAUUGCGGGAAGUUUUGACUGGUAUCUCAUGGGCUCCAGGACCAAUAGGUUUAUAUGUAUACCUUUCCGGAGUAUUUCUCUCAAUUCCUCGGCUAAGUUUUGAUAGAUUAACCUGCACCAAAAACAAUUGUAAUAAGUAUAAACAUUCAAUAUGGAUUCCUAACCCACAAAAAGUUAAACCAAUUUUAUGGAUUUCGUCAUUUAUAACAACAGUUGGUCUUUUUAUUUCAUCAAUAAUUGCUGGAUAUUAUCAUGAAAGAGACGAUGAUGUGAAACGUUAUAUUGCAUUGUCUGUAGAAAUAGUAAUUAGUUGGCUAAUAAGUGUAACUAUAUUUGCUUCUGUUGUUUAUUAUGGAAAUGUCCAGCUCUCUUUGGUACAAGAAAGUACAAAACUGGCAGGAAUAGAUGAUAGGAAUGAUAUCAAAUUACGUCUUUAUAAGUUACGAGUUUUAAAUUAUGCAAUAGGAAUAAAAUUUUCGUUAUUGUCGAUCUCUCUCCUUCCGGUUGCUCUUUUAUAUAAUCAUAUCGCAUCGAAUUUUGUAACUAACUUCUUGAGAUCACAACACAAAGAUCAUCCGGUAAUUCUAGUUGGAAGGAUCGGUUUCAUUCAGAGCUCGAAACUUACCCCACCUCAACUAGAAACAGUUCCGUUCAUCCAAUAUGACGAACACUUCAUUAAUUAA